AUGAGAUAUCAAUAUUUCAGUCUAUCAACCUCUAACUCGACACAACUUGCAAUCAACAUGGUUACUUCUGAAUCAGAACACCGCCCAUUGAACGUUCUCAUAUCCGGAGCGGGCAUUGGUGGUCUUGCAGCCGCAGCAGCAUUGAGGCAGGCUGGGCAUCUCGUACAGGUAUUCGAGCGUUCAAGCUUCAAGAACGAGUACGGGGCUGCCGUCAGCAUCUCUCCCAAUGCCAAUGGCAUUCUGCGUGAGCUCGGAUUGGCCCUUGAAGAUGUCGGCGGCGUGAACGCCGCAAAGGUCAAUGAAUACGCGAUACAAAUAUCCCUGGCAAUACAUCCACCGCGUCGAUCUCCACAGCGGCCUCAAAGACAUCGUCACCUCCCCACCGGCACCGGCACCCCCGUCACCAUCCACCUCGGCCACCGCGUCUCCUCCGUCGACAACGACACCGCUACCCUCACCCUCGAGAACGGCGAGCGCAUCCACGGCGACCUCGUCAUCGCCGCGGACGGCGUCAACUCCGUCCUCCGCAACAACGUAGACCACAGCGGUAUCCACCCCUCCCCCUUCGGCCUCUCUACCUACCGCUUCCUCAUCCCCGCCGACGUCCUCUACGCCGACCCUCAAACCCGCCGCUUCAUCGAAACUGGCGAGUUCGAGCUCUGGAGCGGCGGCAAUAACAAACUAGUCCUCUACCCGUGCCGCAGCGGCACCGUGCUCAACUGCGCCUUCCUCAUCACCGACGAAAACCCGCACGAAAACAAGAAAGAAAUGACCGGCGAAACCAUGAAGCAGAUAGUCCUUGACAUCGUCAAAGACUGGCACCCAGACAUCACCACCCUCAUCCACAAAGUCGACCCUUCCGCCAUGGGCUACUGGCCACUCUACGACAUGCCUACCCUGCACACCUGGACCAGCGGUCGUACCGCCCUCCUCGGCGACGCCGCCCACCCCUUCCUCCCCUUCCAAGGCCAAGGCGCCGCCCAAGCAAUCGAAGAUGCCAUCGCGCUCGCUACCCUCCUGCCACUGCCGCAGACCACCCCCACCGACGUCCCCGAGCGCCUACGGCUGUACCAGCAGGCGCGCUUCGAGCGCGUGCGGCUGAUACAGCAGCACUCGCGCGACGUCGGCAAGGAGGACCAGGAGGUGACGAGGGUGAAUAACGGAACAGCGGCGUUCCUGUAUUUGGACUACAAUUUUGCGCAUGAUGCGCGGGCCCAUGCAGCGGGGCUGCUGGCGGCGAAUGCGGGUGCACAGAUGCAGAGCGUUUGUUAA
This is a messenger RNA of Morchella importuna, 1272 nucleotides long. RefSeq lists its product as uncharacterized. Bases 1 to 1272 code for a protein of 423 amino acids. Gene Ontology annotation, molecular function: monooxygenase activity; FAD binding. Lineage: Eukaryota; Fungi; Ascomycota; Pezizomycetes; Pezizales; Morchellaceae. The record is from RefSeq and is a predicted model, not a curated record. The transcript is spliced from 10 exons.